GGAAAAAGGAGAAAAUUCAAUUAAACGGUUAAAUGAUCAAAUGAUGAAACAUGUUAUUGUUGUGUGUGUGUGUUUGUCUAACAUGGAACUCUUUGGUUUUCUUUUACUGUUGUGUGUGUAGUAGUUGUGUAACAGUGUGUGUGUGUUUGUGUCGUGGUUGUUAAACUAUACCAUGCUUCUGUCUCUAGAUGGGGCCCUCCACUUAAAGGUCCCUGCACUUUUGUGCGCACGCGUAAAGGCGCGCGUGCGUCCGGUACAGUUUUCCGACCUGGCGUCUUUUUUUUCCGCGCGCGGACAAAGCAGCAGCAGCAGAGUCAGAGUCACUCUGGGUCCGGGAUCAGAUCAGACCAGCUGUGGCGGAGCCGCGCGGCUCUUCACGUCCCUGUCGUUCGGACCAAACUCCUGAAGAUCACGGCUCUUUGUUUUCCUGUGGACACCUUCAUGUCCAACUCCAGUGCGCAGUAGUUUGUCCCCGGAGCCGCGCCGCUCACUCUGAAGAAAACAAGCAGAGGAGGAGGAGGAGGAGGAAGAAGAAGAAGUUGUGCUGAUUGAAGAGGAUAAAUUGUUUGUGAGAGAGUGAGUGAGUGAGUGCAGCCGCAUCAUGGACUCAUCUGUGAGCACUUUGAUGUGGAUGAUGUUCCUCACGCUCACAUGUGACGCGGAUCCAGGUGUGUCAGCUGAUCCAGAUGCUGUGGCUGAGGCUCAGAGUGGAGCUGCACCUACAGCUGAAGGUUAUUUCCUGGAGUUCCAGGAGCCGGUCAGCAACAUCACCCACUUCCAGGGCCAGACAGCCACGCUGCACUGCAAGGUGACAGGGAAUCCACGGCCGUCCACCCGCUGGCUAAAGAAUGAUGCUCCUGUGGUCCAGGAGCAGGGACGCAUAACCAUCCGUAAGACAGAGGCAGGCUCCAAGCUUCGCAUCCAAGACCUGGACACGACGGACACUGGCUAUUAUCAGUGUGUUGCCUCCAACUCAUUGAAGGUCAUCUCUGCAACAGGCGUCCUCUAUGUCAAACUAGGACAGAUGCCCACACACAGUCCUGAUGAACCGUCACGUGAAAAAGGUUUCUGUCAACCUUACCGAGGCAUCGCCUGCGCUCGCUUCAUCGGCAACCAGAGCAUCUAUGUUGAGUCCCUGCAGAUGCAGGGGGACAGCGAAAACCGCAUCACAGCUGCUUUCACUAUGAUCGGCACCUCCACCCAUCUAUCAGACCAGUGCUCCAGGUUUGCCAUCCCAUCCUUCUGCUACUACGUCUUCCCUCUGUGUGACGAGGGCUCUCGAGGCCCCCGGCGCCGCCAGCUCUGUCGCGACGAGUGCGAGGCCCUGGAGAACGACCUGUGCCACGCGGAGUACACCAUCGCCCGGUCCAAUCCCAUGAUCCUCAUGCAGCUCAAGCUCCCCACCUGCCACCUGCUGCCACGGCCAGAGACGCCUGAUGCCGCGUCCUGCAUGAGGAUCGGAGUGCCACCGGAAAAACUAGGCUCAUAUUCCCCCACAGAUCACUUCUGCUACAAUGGAAGUGGAGCUGACUACAAAGGCACGGUCAGCAUCACUAAGUCCGGUCAUCACUGUCAGCCGUGGAGCUCUCAGUUUCCUCACAGCCACCACCUGUUGCAGGAAUACCCCGAGCUAUGGGGGAGUCACAACUUCUGCCGCAACCCAGGAGGUCAGAUGCAGGCGCCGUGGUGCUUCACCUUAGACCCUCAUGUCAGGGUGGACCUGUGUGACAUUCAGCCCUGCAAGCCUCCAGAGAACCCCAGGAAGGAGAUCCUGUUCAUUUUAAUCCCUGCCAUCGCCAUCCCUCUCGUCAUCGCCUGCCUCUUCUUCCUGGUGUGCGUGUGUCGUAAUAAGCAGAAGGCUUCGACGGACACACCCCCUCGCUGCCAGCUCAGUGGCUCACCCACUCAGGACGUGGAGCUCUCGCUCCUCAACCAGCAAAAACACCCGACCAAGCUGCGGGAGGUUAAUCUGUCGGCAGUACGAUUCAUGGAGGAGCUCGGCGAGGAUCGGUUCGGCAAGGUCUACAAGGGCCAACUGUACGGCUCCACGCCUGGUGAGCAGGGCCAGGUGGUGGCCAUCAAGACGCUAAAAGACAAGGUGGAUGUCACGCUCUGUGAGGAGUUCCGUCACGAGGCCAUGAUCCGCUUUCAAAUCCAGAAUCAACAUUUAGUGUCUUUGCUGGGUGUGGUCACCAAAGAGCAGCCAAUGAGCAUGAUAUUCUCCUACUCCAGCCUUGGUGACCUGCAUGAGUACCUGGUGAUGCGCUCCCCCAACUCAGAUGUUGGCAGCGUCGAUGAUGAUAAGACAGUGAAGUCCACUCUGGAGCAGGCGGACUUCCUUCACGUGAUCACGCAGAUCGCUGCGGGAAUGGAGUAUCUCUCCAGCCAACAAGUGAUCCAUAAAGACCUCGCGGCCCGAAACAUUCUGGUCUUUGACAAACUCAACAUCAAGAUUCUGGAUCUAGGCCUCUUCAGAGAUGUCUACUCUGCCGAUUAUUACAACCUCAUGGGCACCAGCCUGUUCCCCAUUCGCUGGAUGGCCCCAGAGGCAAUUAUGUACGGCAAGUUCUCCACCGACUCUGACAUCUGGUCCUACGGCGUCCUGCUGUGGGAGACUUUCAGCUACGGUCUGCAGCCGUACUGUGGCUACUCCAACCAGGAUGUGAUUGAGAUGGUGCGCAACCACCAGCUGCUGCACUGUCCAGACGACUGCCCGGCAUGGAUUUACGCUCUCAUGCUGGAGUGUUGGAGCGAAUUCCCAGCGAGAAGACCUCGCUUCAAGGACAUGCACACACGCUUGCGCUCCUGGGAGAGUCUGUCCAACUACAACAGCUCUGCUCAGACGUCUGGCACCAGCAACACGACCCAGACCAGCUCUCUCAGCACCAGCCCUGUUAGCAACAUCAGCAUGAGCACGGCGAAUACCUCACGCUACACCAGCCCUAAAAAGGGCUCGCCCUUUCAUCAGCCCCAGUUCAUGCCCAUGAAGGGCCAAAUGCACCGGCCCAUGGUGCCCCCGCAACUCUACAUCCCCGUCAAUGGAUACCACCACCCCAUGUCAGCGUACCCAUACCUGCAGAACUUUUACCCCAUGCAAAUACCCAUGGCCAUGCCCCAUCAGCAGAUGCACCACCCACCACAAGUGGUCAGCAAACCCGGCUCUCACCACAGUGGCAGCGGAUCCACGUCCACAGGCUACGUCACCACCGCCCCGUCCAACACGUCUGCGACAGAGCGAGCGGCUUUGUUAAACGACAACUCCAAGACCACCGAUGAGGACUUGGCUGACCGGGCGUCCCAGGAAGAAGCAGGCCUACAUGAGGACUCGUCGGUGCCGGAAACGGAAUUGCUAGGCGAUAAUGACCCUUCACACACUGAUGAAUUGGUUGUCCACUUGUCGGACACAUAAGUGUCUCGCUCUCUCUCUCAGUUUGAAGGACAGUAGAGCUGAAGUGUUCCGUGAGCUGGUCGUUUGUUGCCAGAGGAUUCAAUGAGAAGCAUAAAGUGAAAGAGACAUUUUUGAAACUGUGACUGAAUGUUUUUUUUUGUAGAUAGCAUCGAUACAUUUCCAGUGUGUCUCAUGUCUGUAUUUCUUACACACCUGUGCCGAAGAUUAAGCCAAAUGAACUGAUGAACUGAUGAACUGAUGAUUCUCAUCCUCCAUUUUUGCCAUCUCUCUGCACGCCGCCGUACUGAUGACAUUAGAUGCUCCUUCAACAUCUUUCCACCAACUUAUAAUGCAGAAGAAUUUAAAUCCAAACCAGCAAUCAAUAAAUGAUAAUUGAUCAAUUACUAAAUUAAAUUGUUUGAUUGUUUCUGUGAUUUUUCAGCUUCUUAAAUGUGAUUAUUUUCUGGCGUCUUUCCUCCGUAUGGUCUGUGGACAAAACCGUGACAUUUGGGAACGUCCAUCGUCAUUUGGAACUUUGAGAAACACCAACAAUUGACAUUUCUCAGCAUUGUAUUGAACAAACUAUUCAUCAAUGAAUUAAGGGAAAAUAAUCGACAGAUUAAAAUCAAUUAUGAAAAUAACACAGAAUUUAAGAUCAGUGUCAGUUCAAAUCUGCGUUUACUGAGUAUUAUCUCUGUGACACAAGUCUCUCUGUGAGUCUAAAUCUCUGAGAAACCUUUCCAGCGUCCAUAAACACUUUAUCCAAUCAAGAGCCAGAACAAAGCCACGAAGAGGCCGGUCCUUUCUGCGUAGGAGGUUAAGCUGUUUGUUGAAGAAUAUCAAAUGUGUUCAUGGGGUAAAGUAGAGAGGAGGGGGGAGGGAGGGAUAACUGACAGAAUCAGAAUCAGAAUACUUUUAUUAUCCCGAAGGAAAUUGUUUGGGUUAGGGUUAGUCCCAGCUGCUGGAUUACAGCAGCUGUAAUCCACUGUGUCUGUGUUAGUCCACACACGCUUUGCUCGUGCACCCCCUCAAUGGCAAUGUGAUGCUGUUCUUUUUUUGUGUUGUUGUUAUUUUGUGAUUAGUAAAAAGCCACAGUCGUACGAAUGAAAAGUACUGUCGGUUUGGAAAGUAACUUGAUUCAGAUUCUGUUGCUUUCUUUCGUCAAACAACACAAACGGAAUCGUGUUGAAUCUCUUUUUUUGUUUUUUAACGCCAUUAAAAAUGGUUUUGUUCCACAUGACAUGUUUCACCACCAGGCUGAUGAUAUUCACAUCCAUUUUUAUAGCUGUAUGAUAUGUAAGUUAUGUACUUUGGUUUGAACAUUGUAUUUGUUUAUAGUUUUUCUUUGUCAGUGAAAAACACUAAGCCUUUAAUGUCUUUUUAAGCUUUUAUUGUUUAUUUUGUUUAAGUGUCCUCUGUCUGUGGAGUAUUAAAGACCCUGAAAAGCAAUAAAAAAAACACCUGACUCCUGA
Molecule: messenger RNA, 4860 nt
Organism: Solea solea (common sole)
Lineage: Eukaryota; Metazoa; Chordata; Actinopteri; Pleuronectiformes; Soleidae
Gene: ror2
Product: receptor tyrosine kinase-like orphan receptor 2
Exons: 9
Coding region: 602-3409 (935 amino acids)
Biological process (GO): positive regulation of kinase activity; multicellular organism development; protein phosphorylation
Cellular component (GO): signaling receptor complex
Molecular function (GO): transmembrane receptor protein tyrosine kinase activity; protein binding; ATP binding
Source: RefSeq, a predicted model, not a curated record